Erpetoichthys calabaricus (reedfish) is the source of this 729-nucleotide messenger RNA. RefSeq names its product C-C motif chemokine 4-like. Gene Ontology annotation, cellular component: extracellular region. The coding region runs from base 82 to 501 and encodes 139 amino acids. Gene Ontology annotation, biological process: lymphocyte chemotaxis; cellular response to type II interferon; positive regulation of GTPase activity. The transcript has 3 exons. The record is from RefSeq and is a predicted model, not a curated record. Lineage: Eukaryota; Metazoa; Chordata; Cladistia; Polypteriformes; Polypteridae. Gene Ontology annotation, molecular function: chemokine activity; CCR chemokine receptor binding.
AGACAGACUGAACACGCUAAAGAGAUUGUAACUCGAUCUGGUUAUUGAAGCAGGAAACAACUCUAAGCAACAUAAACAAAAAUGAAGCAAUGUGCUAUUGCCAUUCUUUGUCUUCUUCUAUGGACUGAAUUCAUUUUUGCGAGUUUUGCUCCUUCAUCCCUUGAUUGCUGCACAAAAAUAUCAAAAGGGGUACUAGAUGAAAAUAUUCAAAAAAGAAUAAAACAACAUUAUUUUCAAAAACGCAGUGUGUGCUCAAGAGAUGCUGUUGUGUUUAUUACACAAAAAAAUAGGACAAUCUGUGCUGAUCCAAAUGCAGACUGGGUGACAGAUCUAAUUAAUAAACUGAAAAAUCCUACACCUACCAAAAAGAUCAAGAAUAAUGAAAAUAAAGGCCAAAGAAGUAAAAAAAAGGGUCAAAGAAGAAGAAAGGGGAAAAAUAAACAGAAGAAAGGGAAAGGAAAAUCACAGCAGAAAUUAACAACGUUAAGCUCUACACAGUGAUGUGAAUUCAUGAAGAAGACAAAAGAUUUAAGCUAAUAUCAAGAAUAUAAAAAAUAAGUCCAUCCAUGUUUAUUUCUGUUACAGUUUAAAUUUAGCAACAUUUUAAAAAAUAUAUAAAUCACAGAAUUUAACAACUGCAUUUGCGGAAAGGUCUGGAUUUAAUAUGUGCGUGUAAUGUUUUAAUAUAACACAUAUACUGUAUUUAAAUAAAACUGUAUAAUAAGAAAA